This is a messenger RNA of Pteronotus mesoamericanus, 7804 nucleotides long. It is a transcript of the gene SBNO1, whose product is annotated as strawberry notch homolog 1. Lineage: Eukaryota; Metazoa; Chordata; Mammalia; Chiroptera; Mormoopidae. The transcript has 32 exons. The record is from RefSeq and is a predicted model, not a curated record. Gene Ontology annotation, molecular function: chromatin DNA binding; histone binding. Bases 146 to 4330 code for a protein of 1394 amino acids. Gene Ontology annotation, biological process: regulation of DNA-templated transcription. Gene Ontology annotation, cellular component: nucleus.
GGGCGUCAAGAUGGCGGCGGGGAGGUAGGCAGAGCCGGACGCCGCUGCUGCCGCCGCCACCGCCGCCUCCGCUCCUGUCGCUUCUGGUUCUUCAAGCUCUCGACUCCCAGGAGAAGCUGUACUGGCAUCGCAUCCCGCGGGGAAAAUGGUGGAGCCAGGGCAAGACCUACUGCUUGCUGCUUUGAGUGAGAGCGGAAUCAGCCCGAAUGACCUCUUCGAGAUCGAUGGUGGGGACGCAGGGCUGGCCGCUCCCACGCCUGCCCCCUCCGCUCACCAGUCAAUGCCACUUAGUACGUUAGAACUGGGUUUGGAGACCGAAGCAGCAGCUCCUGUUAAACAAGAACCGGAGACAGUGCCUACGCCAGCGCUAUUAAAUGUUAGGCAGCAGCCUCCAUCUACGACAACAUUUGUGCUGAAUCAAAUAAAUCAGCUUCCGACCUUGGGAUCUACCAUUGUAAUGACUAAAACACCACCUGUAACAACGAAUAGGCAAACCAUCACUUUAACAAAGUUUAUCCAGACCACUGCAAACACACGCCCUUCAGCCUCAGCACCAGCAGUACGAAAUGCCAUGACCGCCGCACCUCCGAAAGACCAGGUUCAACUGAAGGACCUCCUAAAAAAUAAUAGUCUGAAUGAACUCAUGAAACUGAAGCCACCAGCUAAUAUUGCUCAGCCAGUUGCAACAGCAGCUACUGAUGUAAGCAAUGGUACAAUAAAGAAAGAGUCUUCUAAUAAAGAAGUAGCAAGAAUAUGGAUAAAUGACAUGAAAAUGCGGAGUUUUUCCCCGACCAUGAAGGUUCCUGUUGUAAAGGAGGAAGAUGAGCCAGAGGAAGAAGAUGAAGAAGAGAUGGGCCAUGCAGAAACCUAUGCUGAGUACAUGCCGAUUAAAUUAAAAAUUGGCCUACGUCACCCAGACGCUGUGGUGGAAACUAGUUCUCUGUCGAGUGUUACCCCUCCUGACGUUUGGUACAAAACAUCCAUCUCUGAAGAGACCAUCGACAAUGGCUGGUUGUCGGCGCUGCAGCUUGAGGCGAUUACCUACGCAGCCCAGCAACAUGAAACAUUCCUACCUAAUGGAGAUCGUGCUGGCUUCUUAAUAGGCGACGGCGCUGGGGUGGGAAAAGGAAGGACGAUCGCAGGGAUCAUCUACGAGAACUACCUGCUGAGUAGAAAGAGAGCGCUGUGGUUCAGUGUGUCAAAUGAUUUAAAGUACGAUGCUGAAAGAGAUUUGAGGGAUAUUGGAGCAAAAAACAUUUUGGUCCAUUCAUUAAAUAAGUUUAAGUAUGGAAAAAUUUCUUCCAAACAUAAUGGGAGUGUGAAAAAGGGUGUUAUUUUUGCUACUUACUCUUCCCUUAUUGGUGAAAGCCAGUCAGGCGGGAAAUACAAAACAAGGUUAAAACAGCUUCUGCAUUGGUGCGGCGAUGACUUCGAUGGUGUUAUAGUGUUUGAUGAAUGUCAUAAAGCCAAAAACUUGUGUCCUGUUGGUUCUUCAAAGCCAACCAAGACAGGCUUAGCAGUUUUAGAGCUUCAGAACAAAUUGCCAAAAGCCAGGGUUGUGUAUGCCAGUGCCACUGGUGCUUCGGAACCACGAAACAUGGCAUACAUGAACCGUCUUGGAAUAUGGGGUGAAGGAACUCCAUUUAGAGAGUUCAGUGAUUUUAUCCAAGCAGUAGAACGGAGAGGUGUUGGUGCCAUGGAAAUAGUCGCUAUGGAUAUGAAGCUUAGAGGAAUGUACAUUGCUCGACAGCUGAGCUUCACUGGAGUGACCUUCAAAAUUGAGGAAGUUCUUCUUUCUCAGAGCUAUGUGAAAAUGUAUAACAAAGCAGUCAAGCUGUGGGUCGUUGCCAGGGAGCGGUUUCAGCAGGCGGCCGAUCUGAUCGACGCCGAGCAGCGGAUGAAGAAGUCCAUGUGGGGGCAGUUCUGGUCCGCCCACCAGAGGUUCUUCAAGUACUUGUGCAUAGCGUCCAAAGUUAAGAGGGUCGUGCAGCUGGCGCGCGAGGAAAUCAAGAACGGGAAAUGUGUUGUCAUUGGUCUACAGUCAACAGGAGAAGCCAGAACAUUAGAAGCCUUGGAAGAAGGAGGGGGAGAACUGAAUGAUUUUGUUUCAACCGCCAAAGGGGUGUUGCAGUCGCUCAUUGAAAAACACUUCCCUGCUCCAGACAGAAAAAAGCUUUACAGUUUGCUGGGAAUCGAUCUGACAGCUCCAAGUAACAGCAGUUCACCAAGAGACAGCCCUUGUAAAGAAAAUAAAACAAAGAAGCGGAAAGGUGAGGAAAUGGCUCGAGAAGCCAAAAAAGCACGGAGAGCGGGCGGCCUGGCCGGCAGCAGUUCCGACGACAGCGGGAGCGGGUCCGACGCCUCCGAGGCCGACGACGAGAGCGACUGCGGGAGCUCCAAGAACCUGAGCUCUGGAGACGACGACGACUUCAACCCCUUCCGAGACGAGUCCAGCGAGGACGACGAGGGCGAUCCUUGGUUAAUCAGAAAAGACCACAAGAAAAAUAAAGAUAAAAAAAGGAAGAAAAGUAUCGAUCCAGAUUCUAUUCAAAGUGCCUUAUUAGCAUCAGGUCUUGGAUCAAAACGACCAAGUUUUUCAUCUACACCAGUUAUUCCGCCUGCUCCUAACAGCGCACCAGCUAACAGUAAUACCAACAGUAAUAAUAGCCUUAUAACAAGUCAGGACGCCGUGGAAAGGGCCCAGCAGAUGAAGAAAGAUCUACUUGAUAAGCUGGAAAAAUUAGCUGAAGACCUCCCUCCAAAUACCCUGGAUGAACUCAUAGAUGAACUAGGCGGCCCCGAGAAUGUUGCUGAGAUGACCGGCCGCAAGGGGAGGGUUGUAAGCAAUGAUGAUGGAAGUAUAUCUUACGAGUCAAGGUCUGAACUAGACGUCCCUGUGGAAAUACUAAAUAUCACAGAAAAACAAAGAUUUAUGGACGGAGAUAAGAAUAUUGCUAUCAUAUCAGAAGCUGCCAGCUCAGGUAUUUCAUUACAAGCAGAUCGGAGAGCCAAAAAUCAAAGGCGAAGAGUUCACAUGACUUUGGAAUUGCCCUGGAGUGCUGAUAGAGCAAUUCAGCAAUUUGGGCGAACUCAUAGAUCAAACCAAGUCACUGCACCCGAGUAUGUCUUCCUGAUUUCUGAACUGGCAGGAGAGCAGAGAUUUGCAUCUAUUGUUGCUAAAAGACUUGAGAGUUUGGGGGCACUGACGCAUGGUGACAGAAGAGCGACCGAGUCUAGAGACCUGAGCAGGUUCAACUUCGAUAAUAAGUAUGGAAGAAAUGCAUUAGAAAUUGUCAUGAAAUCCAUUGUAAACCUAGAUUCUCCUAUGGUAUCACCACCUCCAGACUAUCCUGGAGAAUUCUUUAAAGAUGUCCGGCAAGGACUGAUAGGAGUUGGCCUGAUAAAUGUAGAAGAUCGCUCAGGAAUUCUUACUCUAGAUAAAGAUUAUAACAACAUAGGGAAAUUCUUAAAUAGGAUUUUGGGCAUGGAGGUGCAUCAACAGAAUGCGUUGUUUCAGUAUUUUGCAGACACACUCACCGCAGUUGUUCAAAAUGCCAAAAAAAAUGGAAGAUAUGAUAUGGGAAUCUUAGAUCUUGGUUCAGGAGAUGAGAAAGUGAGGAAAAGUGAUGUUAAGAAGUUUCUGACUCCGGGAUACUCGACGUCUGGCCACGUCGAGUUGUAUACAAUUAGUGUCGAGAGGGGAAUGUCCUGGGAGGAAGCUACCAAGAUCUGGGCAGAGCUGACAGGACCAGACGAUGGCUUUUACCUGUCACUGCAGAUAAGGAACAACAAGAAAACGGCCAUCUUAGUUAAAGAAGUGAACCCCAAAAAGAAGCUUUUCUUAGUUUAUAGACCAAAUACUGGGAAACAGCUCAAAUUAGAAAUUUAUGCUGAUCUAAAGAAGAAAUAUAAGAAGGUGGUCUCGGAUGAUGCGCUGGCCCACUGGCUAGAUCAGUAUAAUUCAUCUGCAGACACUUGCACUCAUGCUUAUUGGCGAGGCAAUUGCAAAAAAGCAAGCUUGGGAUUAGUUUGUGAAAUAGGUCUUCGGUGCCGCACGUAUUAUGUGUUAUGUGGCUCGGUGCUGAGCGUCUGGACAAAAGUCGAGGGUGUUCUAGCUUCUGUCAGUGGCACAAACGUGAAGAUGCAGAUAGUUCGGCUGAGAACAGAGGACGGACAGCGGAUUGUAGGUUUGAUCAUCCCUGCGAAUUGCGUGGCCCCUCUUGUGAACCUCCUGUCCACCUCGGACCAGUCUCAGCAGCUGGCGGUCCAGCAGAAGCAGCUCUGGCAGCAGCGCCACCCCCAGAGCAUCGCCAACUUGAGCAACACAUAAGAGUGGACAGGUUCCAACAUGGACGUAUCUGAGAUGCUGAUGAAGCAUAUCAUUUGCAUAAAAAUCAGGGACAGUUUCCAAAGAAUUAUAAUUUUUUUCAGUUGUGCUCUCUCUAGUUAAAUUUUUUUGGGAAUAAGGACAAACCUGGAAUAGAUAGCAAAACUGAGAAUCAGCAGUGCCGAUGGCGGUGCAUCUGUCCUUCCCUUUGCUUUGCCCACGGCGCUUCCCGCACACUUCUGCUGUGGGGGAGCAGGGGGGUGUGUGCGCGCACGCGUGUCCGUCUGUCCGUCUGUGUGUGUGUGUGUGUGUGUGUGUGUGUGUUAAAGGCUUCAAACCACGGUUGGUUUAAAACUGCUUGGAACUUCCAAAACUGGCUUUACUUAAUGUCCCACAGUGCUCAGGGGUAAGGCAGGACACCCGUGCCGCCGCUGGGGGAGCUGCCCCCGAUGCAUGCUUUGGGUCUAUAAAUAUAGAAAAUAUAUAUCGGUUUCUUUUCCCAACUUAUUGAACACUAGGUUUAUUAAAGCAUGCAAUGGAAGGUUGCACAUCACGCAUUCAGGUUUUUUCUAGUUUCUGUUCUGACAGUGCAUGUUUUCAAAAGCAUGCGUAAACAGACUAACAGGUGUCACGUGACGGAGAGAAACAUUUGUAGGUGUAUAGCAUCGGUCAUUGCAUUUUUAUAAUGUUUAUACCUGGGUGUUGCUUCCAACCCUGUGACUCCUCUCCCCACCCCCAUGCUCCCUGCCCCAGGUUUCUUGUUAAGGUGAUAAGUACAAACAUUUUUUUUUUUUUUGGUGAUAAAACUCAUAGAAGUUAAUUUUAAUGUAUUAAUAGUAUUCCUAAUGAGUGCUGCAAAAAAUGGCUACAAGCCUGCUUUUCUCAAAAUUCCAUUUUCCUUAACUUAAGGUAGUUUUAGAAAGAAAAACAACCUGGCUUCCAUCUUGCAAACCCCCUUUUUUUUUUUUUUUUUUUUUUUACUUCAUUAUCUUAAUUUGUUGGUCACUCGUAAAAAGGAAACCUUACUUGAGUUGUAAAGUAGACAGACAAUGAGGAGACACUUGAGGCUUCUGCUGUAUGUUUAUUUCUUGUUGUUGUUACCCAGUAACUUGAAUAUUGUUUAAUGUGUUGUAAGACAUUGUAGAGUUUAUCUCAAGCUGUUAAAAAUGGUAAUGUACAAAUGUGAAUAGACACUUAUCUAUAAUAUGGGUAAGUUUUGUUUUGCCUAUAAUAGAUGUUUUAUAAAAACAAGUGAGGGGACAAUUGGUCUUUUUGUUUCCUUUUUUCUUUCUUUUUUUUUUUUUUGCACAGGUUGCACUAUUGAAAAAUUGAGAUUGUAUAAACCUGGUCAAAAGCUGCAAGAUACCACAGUCUUGUAGAUGUUAAAUAAAAAGUUACUAUCCUAACCAGAAGUGGACUCUUGCUUAGGCCCGCCCCACCUUCAGCAGCAGGCUGUGACCGGGGCUCUGUGGGACGCGGCUGUCGCGCGGCCUGGUUUGGCUUAAAACCUGCCACUCAGGGUUGAGAUGGUGUUGAUCAGGGGUGAAAGGGUAGCGCCUUCGAGUGUUUCUUGAGCUGGUUCAUUUCCUUUGUUACUUUUCGGCUUCCCUCUGAGUUGAGGAGGUGGACGCUAAGCGAGGAAGAGCCGGGCUUUUGCCUCUUGUGUUUCUUUCAGCCUGAGUUCGGUUACGUCCAGUUUGGUCGAGUCAGGUUUACCAUAGGUUUUCUUUCUUUGGGUUUAUUUAUUCUUGGUGCCUGAAGGAACAAAUUGAGAAUGAUUUCGUUCUUUGGCAUGUUUUGCCCAGCGGAUGCAACUUCUAUUUUCAGUCCAGUUCUUAUAGCUCAGGCAGUGAUCCAUAUGAAUGUCAAGCAGUGUCCCUUGUUAGGGCCACUAGAUCCAGCUGGCAGCCAAGAGAAUUGUCCCACCUGCAGCAAAAUUUCCCAGGUCUUGUGUGUUUAAACCAGCAGCCCGGUCAGCUCCUGUCCACAUACUCAGGUGCACUAGCGCUGGGGAGGAGGCCUGAGGGACCCGCCCCUCCCCAGGGAGACGGAAUGGCAGGUGGGGAGGGAGGCUGUCGGUCCAGCCCCCGCUUUCUGUGGGGCGCGUAUCUUGAGCAGGUUGCGGUUUUCUGCAGGCAGUGUCGGUGCGAGGGUCCUUGAGCCUGCAGCUAGUGGACCCUACGUUCACGGGGCGAUGCUCGCUCAGAAUGCUGCCUGAUGCCAAGGAGCAUGUGGGCGUCCUGCUCUGGGUUGGACAGCUUGUUUGGCUCUUUAAAAGGUCCCAAAAUGAGGCCUCUUAUAGUCGACCUCCAGAGGCAGGCGGUGUGAACGUGCGGGGAGCCGAAGGGGCUGGACCCCUGCCCUGCGUGAGGUGGUGUGCGCGGCCUGGUGCCUGCCGCCCCUCCCCCUGGAGGGGGUGCACGGUCCACACGCUGUGCCCGCAGCCCAGUUGGCAAGUUCAGGGCGGCCCGCACGGGAAGGCCAGCGUUCCAGGUCCUGCUCUGUCGAAAACCCAGUCUUCACAGCGCUGGCUUCCGCACAGCAGGUUGUGCCUUUCAGGGUCCGAGGGCCCCAUCUGAGUGCGGGGGCCCCGUCGAAGCCCACGGGAGUCCAGGCAGCCUCUGCAAUGCCUUCCCUCCCUUCGUAGCAAUAUGACUCCGAGCACAAAGAUUCAGCUGUCAGCCACGGCAGUGUUUUCAGAGUUUACAGUGUAGAUUGUCCUGAAAACCGCCUCCCGCGCCCGGAGCUUCUUGGACGGCAGCCGGGAGAAAGGGCGUCCCACCGGUGACAUGGCCUCCCCGCAGGCCGGCGGGGUUGCCCAGAGAGGUGCCGGCCGUGUGGGGGUUCCCAGAGGUACUAACAAAGUGUUUCUUGAAAUACAGAUUGAUCAAAAAGUAAAUAUCUCAAGCAGUUUUCUCUUUUUGCUGCUAAUCUGCAGAAACCCUGUUCAAUAUCAUUUUUUACACCCGUGUAUGUAAGUUAGCAAGACCCUGCAUCCAAAGCAGCGCAGUGGAGCGUGUGUGUAUGUAUGUAUGUAUUGCACUCCAGGUAAUUAGCACUUCAGAAAAUGUAGAGCUGCAACAAGAAGCCCUUUUAGGGUGUUCUUUGUUUUGUUCUGUUUUGUUUUCUUGCCUCAUCUGUAAAGGUAAAAGUCUAGAAUACCAGGCUCCAGGGAGAGAGACUGCUGUAGAGGUGGAGUUUCUGGCUGGCGCGGGGCUCGCGUUGGCGGAAGGCCGGUGACGCUGUCAGCUUGUAGUGGGCUUGACAAGAGACGCUCCCGGCUCAGCGUUGCCGGUUGUGGAUCGGCAGUGUCCUCCCGCCCUUUCCAGUUUAGCAAGAGGGGAAAAUGGGUUAGAUUGGAAAUGAUCGACACAUCUCAACUUAGGAAAGCAGGCGCACAGGUGAUGUACUUUCCCUUUGGGUCUUUUUCUUGACACAAGGUGAAGAGGAAGGUCCCUAGCUAAGGACUCAUAAUCA